Messenger RNA from Pteropus alecto (black flying fox), 1160 nucleotides. RefSeq names its product retinol binding protein 4 (gene RBP4). Gene Ontology annotation, biological process: retinol transport. The transcript has 6 exons. Gene Ontology annotation, molecular function: retinol binding; retinol transmembrane transporter activity. Bases 294 to 899 code for a protein of 201 amino acids. The record is from RefSeq and is a predicted model, not a curated record. Lineage: Eukaryota; Metazoa; Chordata; Mammalia; Chiroptera; Pteropodidae.
AGGGCCGGGUCAUUGACGCACCAGACAGCACCAGACAGCAUCAUCAUAGGUCCUCUCGCUCUGGGAGGCCACGAUUUUCCCGCCAGACCGACCUGGGCCCCCGGCCAGAGCAACAAGGCCCCAAGGCCACCCCAGGCCGCAGCUGGCGGGCACUGGCACAAGCGCUGGAUAAUUAGGCCAGGGCUUGUUCCCGCGGCUCAUCGCCGCUGGAGAGUUUGGGCUGCCUAGAGGCCACGCCGCGCUGCAGCUCCACCAAUUCCCCGGCAGCAAUAGAGGGCGGAUUCCUGGGCGAGAUGCAGUGGGUGUGGGCGCUCGUGCUGUUGGCGGCGUUGGGCAGCGCCAGGGCCGAGCGCGAUUGCCGGGUGAGCAGCUUCCGAGUCAAGGAGAACUUCGAUAAGGCUCGAUUUGCCGGACUCUGGUACGCCAUGGCCAAGAAGGACCCCGAGGGCCUCUUUCUGCAGGACAAUAUCAUCGCAGAGUUCUCAGUGGACGAGAACGGUCAGAUGAGCGCCACGGCCAAGGGCCGAGUCCGUCUUUUGAACAACUGGGACGUGUGUGCAGACAUGGUGGGCACCUUCACAGACACCGAGGACCCUGCCAAGUUCAAGAUGAAGUACUGGGGUGUAGCAUCCUUUCUCCAGAGAGGAAACGAUGACCACUGGAUCAUCGACACGGACUAUGACACCUAUGCUGUGCAGUACUCCUGCCGCCUCCUGAACCUUGAUGGCACCUGUGCUGACAGCUACUCCUUCGUGUUUGCCCGCGACCCCCACGGCCUGCCCCCAGACGUGCAGAGAAUCGUGAGGCGGAGGCAGGAGGAACUGUGCCUAGCCAGGCAGUACAGGCUGAUCUCGCACAAUGGUUACUGUGAUGGCAAAUCAGAAAGAAACAUUUUGUAGCAGUAUCAAGGAUGUCAGGUUUCAUUUGAAGACCUCCAACUAACUCUCACUCAGUCUUCAACUCUAUUUAUCUCAGUUUAGUUUGACCCUCUCUCCCCGCUUUCCCCCAGGAGACAUAAAACCUUUGCUACACAUAAAAAUAUAUGUGGAAAUAAGUGACUGUUUGCACUCAGAUGUAUGUCUUUACUGAGGUUUUACAGAAUCAUUUGAAGCUUCGGAUUCCAGACUUUGAUUUAUUAAAAUAUAGUCACCCGUUUCCUA